AGCUUGCUGAUAAUUAUAAUCUUCUUCUAUAUGAUUAUGAUCCGUUAUCUUGGUUUACAAAUGAAAAAUGUCGUGUCCAUUCUUGCUGGCAGCACUUGUGUAAGAAAGAAGCUAGUAAAAUCAAGUUCUUGCAUGUUUUACAAAGUUGCGAUGAAGUUAUGAAAGACCAACGCCGGUUGUGUGCCCAUUCCACCACUUUAUUUGCUAUCAAAGAAGUGUAUGAUUCAAUAAAAAGUGAUUGUUCAUCCACUUUACGUUCUUUCCUUUGUCAUGGUCCUGCCCACCGUUAUCCAGUGCCAAUACAUGCCAUGGAUUUCAAAUUGCUCAGGGUACUGAAUACUCGUAAUGUCCGAUUUUUUGAUAUCCCACCUGAAAUUCUAAAACUAGUUUGUCUGAAGUAUCUCGCCCUGGGUUGCAACAAAGAGCUCCCUGGUUCAAUUUCCACCCUUUUGCACCUUCAGUUCUUGAUUAUCCUUCGAUAUGUGCACAUUAUAAAGCGUGGAGUUGUGCCGUAUAUACCAAUGGAAAUAUGGGACAUGAAAAAUCUACAAUAUCUUGAGGUCUGGGACAGAGACCUGCCAACCCCUAAUUCUAACUCUAAUGCUAUUUUGGACAGAGUCUCUGAUCUUUUAGGCGUGACUACAAAGAGUUGCACAACCGAAAUUCUUAAAAGAAUCCCAAAUUUAAGUUGUUUAUCCUUGAUUAUGAUGCAGAAGCCUUAUGAUGAAGACGAUGAUAGCAAUUCAUUGAGUGGCUUGGCUAAUAUCUCAGAGGAACUCCAGAAUUUGAAAAUUCUUUCAAUUGAUGUAGUAAACCCUGAUAUGAAGUGGGACACUAUGGUUCCUCUUUCCAUGUUCCCAUCAAGUUUAUUAACGUUGACUUUGACUGGUUUAGGGUAUCCAUGGCAGUACAUGAACGAGAUUGGUUCGAUGCUACCAAAUCUUGGUAUCCUCAAACUACAAUAUUAUGCCUUUCAAGGCCGAAAGUGGAAUAUAGAAUCGAGUUGUUUUUUGAAGCUUGUGGACCUUGUAAUUGAGGACACUGAUUUGGUGGAAUUGAGAGCUCAACAUGGAAGCCUCCCUUGGCUUAAGCUCGUAAGCCUGCGAUACUGCUACAAAUUGAAACAUCUCGAUUGGUUGUGUGGUAACUCAGAGGAAACACCUGUAAUUGAAUUAGUAGAUUGCAAUCCCUUAGUUUAUGCAUCUUCCGAGAAAUUCUCAGAAUCUAAGUGUACAAUUCGUGGCCACCGUUCUUAUGAGUGAUGAGAAGUGGUUAACAGGCAAAUGAGAGAACAAAAUGCUUCAGAUGUUGCAUUAUCCCAUCUUUUCAAGUGUGUUCCAUGUUGUUUCCUGAAUUCAAGGAUAGUGAUUUGUUGGAUUUUGUUGAGAAUUAUGAAACCAGAAUGUUGAACUAUGUUUGUAACCAAAACUAUUGUCAGCUUGAAUUUCUGUUAAAACAUUGCUUGCUU
This is a messenger RNA of Salvia hispanica, 1468 nucleotides long. The record is from RefSeq and is a predicted model, not a curated record. NCBI's taxonomy places the organism in Eukaryota, Viridiplantae, Streptophyta, Magnoliopsida, Lamiales, Lamiaceae.